Molecule: messenger RNA, 4182 nt
Organism: Oncorhynchus masou masou (cherry salmon)
Lineage: Eukaryota; Metazoa; Chordata; Actinopteri; Salmoniformes; Salmonidae
Product: phosphoinositide 3-kinase regulatory subunit 6-like
Exons: 20
Coding region: 228-2546 (772 amino acids)
Biological process (GO): positive regulation of MAP kinase activity; G protein-coupled receptor signaling pathway
Cellular component (GO): phosphatidylinositol 3-kinase complex, class IB
Molecular function (GO): 1-phosphatidylinositol-3-kinase regulator activity
Source: RefSeq, a predicted model, not a curated record
CUCCCAGUUAGAGGAAGUUCACUCCACUUCACUGUUCUCUCUGUCAGACCCUGCAGCAGCACGUUGAACACUGGGCCAGUGUGACGGAAAUUAAGGGGACCUUUUGUGUAUCGCUGAAAAGAGGAACCUUGCUAGGAGGGAAAAGACACCAGGCCGUGGCCCCGCCAUGCAUGUGAGACAUGACCAACAAGGCAGCCUGAGAUAGCUCGAACAGCCCCCCGAGCAGCAUGGAGCCUAUAGGCAGCUGCGCCCCCUUGGCCUCAGAGUCGGACAUCUACCGCAGUGUCCAGGCCGUGCUCAGGGAGCUGGAGAGCCAACACCCCUCCUCUGUGCCCAAUAAAGGGAUGCUAAGAUGGACGCUGCACAAGAAGGUUCGGAACAAUCCUGCCAACAGUCUCAUUCUGGUGAGAGUCGUCGUCAAGGAGCUGGAAAGGGCUGAGAGGGUAGACUGUCGGACACACAUCAUCCCCCUGCUCCACACACUCAUCUAUGCUGUCAUCCAGUCAGCCUACCUUCCUGACGACCUGUACAAGCGGGUAUAUGACUUCUGUAAGAGGCUGCUUACCCUCCCCCAGCCCUACUGUACUGUAGGCCUCAGCUACACCAGACGCAUGAAGACAGAGCGCUACGCACCAGGAGUGCUGUAUCAGAGGAUGGUGGUCGCAGAGCAGAGCCUGAAGAAUGACUACCAUCCCUUUCAGGAGAGGGUGUUUGUGUUCGCCGAUCCGGCGGUCUUCUCCGGCCCCCACGGUGAGGCGCUGAGAGGGGACAUCGAGGUCUCGGGGUCAGGGGGGUAUCUGAAUCCCCUUGACCACAUGCGGAGCGUGGUCCAACACUCCAUCCAGGCUGCUCUCGGAGGGGAGCUGUGCCACGGUCCUAAACUGGCACAGGCACUGAAGGAAAUUGGCCAGGACGUGGAGCCGUACUUCCAGGAGGUGGUGGCCAGUCUGGAGCAGAGUGUGGAGGAGGGCACCAAGGGGGAAGGGGUGGUGCUGAGGGGGAGACUGGGACAACUCUACAGAGAGAUCCUCACCCAUACUGACACAUCAGACACAUUGUCCUCCGGUGGUGGGGGAUGCCUGUGUGACAUGCCGCUUCCCAACCCGGAGAUGAGCUUCCACCUGUGGAGGGAGGAUGAGGAGAUCUGGCGCGAGCUGGCCAAGUGCGUGCGCUCCAGCUCCAUGUCGUCGGAACACUUCUGCUUCAGCCAGGACCAGGAGACCGACUUUGACCUCGCCGACCUCCCCGCCGACCUCACUUCCUCCUCCGCCAUGCCCCGCCACUCCGUGAUGUCCACCGACAGCGGCAUCGAGAGGGACCUUCCCCCUGGGGUUGAGCCUUCAGUGGUGGAACCCUCUGGUGGUUCGGAGGAGGGGGAGGCCAGGUUAACCCGACGAGGAGGCAUCAAGAUGAGGCCGUCAGUCACGGACAAUAUGGCCCUGAUGCAGGAGGCUCUGGAGGAGAGCGGGAGUGUGGCCGGGGGAGGAGGGGGGACACUUCAUAGGAAGGCGGGGUGCAGCGGGACCCCCUCAUUCUCCAAGCAGCAGAGGCACUUCACAGCCCGGAUCGUGGUGAUGGGGGACGACAGGGUGCUGGGGAAGCUGGCUAAGGCCUUCUACUUUCUCAGGAAAAGGGAAGCGCGUCGUCUCUUUCUGACCAUGAAAGUCAACUUCCAGUUUUACUACGUCCCUGUCUGUGAGGAUCCCAGUCCCACCUGUCCUGUCAGAGAAAACCUCUCCCCAUCCCGGGAAAACCCCUGUGCCCUGGGUUCCUACUUGGGAACGGUGGAUCCAUGGUAUGACUGCAACAUCAACAGUCUGGGAUCCAUGAUCCCCAAGAUUGCCAAAAUGCAGUCCAACAGCAGCAAGCAGGCAGAGCCUAACCCCUUCCUGUCUGAUGUCAUUUCCUACUACGUGCGGACCGGACUGCAGCCUGUUUACUUCACCAUCUAUUCUGUCAAGAUCCGCUUCUCCAACCUGACCAAGGACCCAGUGGAGGACGUGUUUCUCUCCCACUUAGAGCUGGACUUCCCCGAGUUCAAACAGUCCCCAACUACUUUGAAAGCCACAACCAUCAGGCAGAAGAAGAACACAGGAGACGCAUGCGGUGCCGUCGUCUCUGUCAACUACAAAAAGGUGUCGUUGAGUGGUAGAGACGUAGAUAAGAGUAUGUCAUUGAGGACCUCAGGUGUUCAGAUUAGUGCCAUUCCCUCCCAUGAAACUGAAGAUCUAAACUGUCUUACAGUCGCUUUCAACGAAACUAAAACCAAGAACACCACGGAGGCCCAGAUCCGUACCUGUAACAUUAAGAUCAGAACCCUGGAGAUGAAAACCUUCACUGUGACCCUGGACAAAGACUCUAGGAGAACCUUCCGAGACAUACAGAGCAUAGAGAUCGCUCCCUGUCUUGACCCUGGAUACUGUGUCCAGAAGACCAUGCGGUCCAAGUUCAGUUUGGGGGAAGAGGAGAGGGACGCUGGCCUCAGCAAGUACAUGAACAAAGGACUUCCUCUACCAAUCAAUACCUUCGCUGGUAUCAUCAACUGACUGAUCCCACAACCAUCUGGAUGGACUCCACUGUACAGAGACUGAAACGUUGAGACCAUCUGCAUUGCGUGAGGAUCAGGGACGCGCUUUGUACUCACAACAGCGCCUCAGUGUACCUUGAAGGGAUGUGGAAAGAGAACCUGGGUGGCAGCUAAGGGUAACCCACGGUUAUGUACCUGGUGUAACCUUGACAAGAAAACCAGUUCAGUUUGACAAGUGUUAGAUUUGUCAACAAACCAAUGAAUUUGCCAUGGGUAUUGGAUCUCGUUCCAGUUUCUGCUUGUGACAGUUUUAUCAUAUACUGUUCCCAUAGGCAUAUCUCUGACUGACAGCAUAGUCAAAGAAAAAUAUUGCCUCUAAAAUUGACAAUUUUUUGAGAGUGUAUGAGGCAUGAGAGUGAAGCUCAGUUCUAUAUAAGCUUUAGCUCAGAGGACUAACAUAAACUUAAACAACCUGGGUUCAAAAUCUGGUCCGUCAGAAGAGUAGCCCACCCUCCCAAUCAUCUAACCUAAGGGAAGACUCAUCCAUCCCUUGACGUCAGGGUUGGGGCACAUUCCAUUUCAAUUCAGUAAAGUUAUGGAGUAAACUGAAAUUCCCAUAGGGAUUGACUGAAUUUAAAUGGAAUUGACCCCAACCCUGCUUGCCAUGUAAACACACUACCUGCUGCUCUUUGAGUUCUGACACUGAAUAACUCUGGUAGAGUCAUUUUCAUUACUAAGCUUGGCAGAAGAACAACUUAAAGAUAGUGUGAUGUCUUGGUGAGCUAACAACAGAAGGUCUUGAAGCAGUCACUUGUUGGAUUAACCCGUUCUUUAAGAAACAGGUUCCAUUUAAAGGGGCAUAUAGUCUAUUACAGGCCACGUCUGCUCUCUGAGCUCAUCUAAGUUCUUGAGAGUUUGAAUGCACUGUGCACAAGCCUUCAGUAAAAACAUGACACAAAAGAACAGGCACCUAUUUUAAGAUCCCUAAAGAACAUGUUGCAUGACAGGAAACUGACUCAGGGGGGGACUUUGUUCUGUAUGCUAUACUAACAAGUGGUGCAAAGCCCAGUGUGGUUGACUAUUACCAUGCUAGGAGGCCUAUGCUAAAAUGAAAGUUAAACUCUGAGCCCUUUGCUUGUUUCAAAUGAAUUUAUCACGCCUAACUUGAAGGUGAUGGAACACAGUCACCGCUGUCAGACAUUGGCUGGUUUACAAUAAAUCAUGAGGUGAUGGGGACUAGUUAUCAUAUAUGCACCCAUAAAAAGUAUGUGGAUGACAGACAGACAGACAGACAGACAGACAGACAGACAGACAGACAGACAGACAGACAGACAGACAGACAGACAGACAGACAGACAGACAGAGAGAGAGAGAGAGAAAGAGAGAGAGAGAGACUCACUGAAUGACUGUGGCCACACCUAUAAAUACCAUUGAAAGAAACGAGGGUCUUAAAGAGUAUUCUGAUCGCCAGCUAGUAGGUUUGUAAUGCAUCAUCAACAGACCUUUUUGCACACUUGUCUAUUUUAAAUGUUAUGUAUGUAAGACUAAUCAUUGGAGUAUGGUGUCAUUGCAAUUACUUGUUUAAUAGUAGUGUAAAUACAUGUAUUUUUUAUAUAAUUGCUGUAUAUUUUAUAUAAAAAGAGAUAGAAUUUGAA